Messenger RNA from Branchiostoma belcheri (Belcher's lancelet), 819 nucleotides. Its product is annotated as piggyBac transposable element-derived protein 4-like. The record is from RefSeq and is a predicted model, not a curated record. The transcript has a single exon. Bases 1 to 819 code for a protein of 272 amino acids. NCBI's taxonomy places the organism in Eukaryota, Metazoa, Chordata, Leptocardii, Amphioxiformes, Branchiostomatidae.
AUGAGGUUGUUGACGGCCUGUGGCUUUCUGAAUAGGGGCCAUCACUUAGGCAUUGACAACUAUUUCUCCUCACCAGAACUCUUCUUCGAUCUCUAUGACCGAGGGACAACGGCCACAGGAACUGUGCGAGCAAACCGCAAGGGGUUGCCAAAACAAGCCAUCAAGAAAAAGUUGCGCAACAAUGAGACGGCUGAGCGUCGCAAAGGCCCACUGUUGUGUGUUGUCUACAAGGACGGAAGUAAGAAGCCAAUCUUACUCAGCACGGCUGUAGCAGGGGGGUUCCAACCUGUUGCUGUGAGAAGAGGUGAGCAGGUGCAGAAACCAAAGGUUGUGGUGAAGUAUAACAACACAAUGGGUGGUGUGGAUCUCAGCGAUGCAAGGCUUUACAAGUACUUGUCAGAGCGGAGAACACUGAAGUGGACUCUAAAGGUAGCGUUCUCAAUCUUCGGAAGAGCUGUCCUAAACAGCUUCAUCUUGUACCAGCUGAACACAACAGAUGCACCCCAGCUUUGCAGGCUGCAGUACAUGCACAGGGUGGUGCAAAGCCUUGCUGGGAACUACCACCCGCCCAAGGCAGUCGUGCGACGAAGGACCUUAGCGGAGAUUCAAGCAGCCAACGAGAACUUCCGAGUGGCUCCUGCCCAGCACCCCCCAGGUCCUGCAGUGUUGGGUGUCAACCACAGGAUGAGGAAGCUAGCUGUGGGGAAAAGACGCGACUGCGUUGGGGGGCAUGACCGAAGGGUUCGUACCUCCUACGAAUGCCUGGGCUGCAAUGUUGGACUUUGUCCUGAGUGCUUUGCAGACUAUCACAGAACCUAA